Messenger RNA from Morus notabilis, 1449 nucleotides. RefSeq names its product ferredoxin--NADP reductase, leaf isozyme, chloroplastic. The coding region runs from base 92 to 1177 and encodes 361 amino acids. NCBI's taxonomy places the organism in Eukaryota, Viridiplantae, Streptophyta, Magnoliopsida, Rosales, Moraceae. Gene Ontology annotation, molecular function: oxidoreductase activity. The record is from RefSeq and is a predicted model, not a curated record. The transcript is spliced from 9 exons.
AAUAUCACAUUUUUCUCUUCUCUCUUUCUUUUAUUUUAUCUCUUCUUUCUUCUUGCUCUUGCUCUUCAUCAAAACAUAUCAAUAGUUAGCCAUGGCAGCUGCAGUAACUGCUGCUGUUUCAUUCCCAUCCUCCUCCAAGUCCACCUCUCUCCCCACCACAACCUCCAUCAUCUCACCUGACAGAAUCUUCUUCAAAAAGGUUCCUUUGCAGGUGGGUGUUGGUGGAAGAGUGGUUUCAGUGAGAGCCCAGGUGACCACAGAGGCUCCUGCUAAGAAGGUUGAGAAAGUAUCAAAGAAGAAUGAGGAAGGUGUUGUCACUAACAAAUUCAAGCCCAAGAAUCCUUACGUUGGUAGGUGCCUUCUCAACACCAAGAUCACUGGCGAUGACGCUCCUGGUGAGACCUGGCACAUGGUUUUCAGCACCGAGGGUGAGGUUCCUUACAGAGAAGGGCAAUCAAUUGGAGUGAUUGCUGAUGGUGAGGACAAGAAUGGAAAGCCUCACAAGCUGAGGUUAUACUCAAUUGCCAGCAGUGCCCUUGGUGAUUUUGGUGACUCCAAAACUGUGUCUCUCUGUGUGAAACGGCUUGUUUACACCAACGACCAAGGAGAAAUUGUUAAAGGAGUCUGUUCAAACUUUUUGUGUGACUUGAAGCCUGGGGCUGAAGUUAAGAUUACUGGACCAGUUGGAAAAGAAAUGCUUAUGCCAAAAGACCCCAAUGCCACUGUUAUCAUGCUCGCAACCGGAACUGGAAUUGCACCAUUCAGAUCCUUCUUGUGGAAGAUGUUCUUCGAGAAGCAUGAGGAUUACGAGUAUAAUGGUUUGGCGUGGCUUUUCUUGGGUGUCCCUACUAGUAGCUCACUUCUAUACAAGGAGGAAUUUGAGAAGAUGAAUGAGAAAUAUCCGGAAAACUUCCGGCUUGAUUUCGCGGUGAGCCGAGAGCAGACGAAUGAGAAGGGAGAGAAGAUGUACAUUCAAACCAGAAUGGCUCAAUAUGCAGAGGAGUUGUGGGAAUUACUCAAGAAGGAAAACACAUAUGUCUACAUGUGUGGACUUAAGGGAAUGGAGAAGGGAAUUGAUGACAUUAUGGUCUCAUUGGCCGCCAAGGAUGGUAUUGAUUGGUUCGAAUACAAGAAGCAGCUGAAGAAGGCAGAGCAAUGGAAUGUGGAAGUCUACUAAUUUCUGAUACCUUGUACAAAGUAUCUUCCCCUUCUUACUUUCUCAUGCGAUUUCCCCAGUUUCCAUUUCCACUGCAUUGGUAUUAGUGUAGAUAGAUAACGUCUUUGUAAUUGGUCUCUCUUCUUUUGUUUUUACUUUUUUUUUUCUUUUUUUUGGUGCCAAUUUUAAACGAAGCAGUUGUAUUAUUAUGGCCUCGACAUGAAUUUUAUUUCUGAGGAACCCUGGGAGAGGUUAAACUAUAAUGGAAGCAAAUUUCAACUUUUUUCUAUAAA